Molecule: messenger RNA, 2798 nt
Organism: Aspergillus steynii IBT 23096
Lineage: Eukaryota; Fungi; Ascomycota; Eurotiomycetes; Eurotiales; Aspergillaceae
Product: putative C6 transcription factor
Exons: 8
Coding region: 211-2418 (735 amino acids)
Biological process (GO): regulation of DNA-templated transcription; DNA-templated transcription
Molecular function (GO): DNA-binding transcription factor activity, RNA polymerase II-specific; zinc ion binding; DNA binding
Source: RefSeq, a predicted model, not a curated record
GCAGAGUCUCAGCGACUGGUGAAGUCACGGGCGGGCGGCCUGGCAAAUCAAUGCUGCCUGAUUUCCUCGGAGUCCGCGGGUUCCGCCGCGCUUUCAACUACGCCUUCGACGCCCGUUGGACUGUCUUAGUCGACUUUGCGCCCAUUGGCAACCUGAAAAUUUAUUACACACACCAACCCCUGCCUUCGUGCUUUGUGAUAUCCAACCGGCAUGGAGCCCGAGGGACCCGAGAGCGACGGAAAGGAGUCGCUGGGCAAACGUGCGUGUGAUCAAUGCCGUGCCAGAAAGAUACGCUGCGACAAGCAGUCGCCAUGCUCAAACUGCCGCAGCUCUCAGAUCUCCUGCCGGUCCACCGGAGCAGGACAGAAGUCUCGUGAGCCCCGUAGAAGAGUCCUGAUUUCCAGUCAGUAUGAAAAGAAAAUCGAUCUCAUCGAGGAACGCCUCGGGAGUAUCGAGCAGGUUCUCCGCGAAUUGAGGUCCAGCAUUGGGUCCUCCAGCAAAUCUCCCCCCGAGCCCUUUUACCAUGCCACCCCAGUGUCCGGGCGCGCGACUCCUUCAACGGCUGAAUUCCGAUCCAACACCACCGCUGCGCUGGACCAGCACGAGGCCGAUCCUGCAUUCGAGGGUAACUCGUCUCUCGCUGCCCACUCCGCCUACGCGAGCAAGUUCCUGGAGUCGGCCGUUUCGCGCAGUGCUCUUCCAAUGUAUUCAACGCCGAAGAUGGGUGCGGCGCUGUCGACGCUGAAGCAAAUGGUCAAUAUGCAAGAUAACCAGACCAAUUCGUCUUCCCGGGAAGUUCGGUUUCCUAACCAGCGGGCUAUGCCGACCUCUGGGUUGCGCGACCUGAUCAUGCCUCCUAUCCAGAGUGUUCUGCCAGUAUUGCGCAGGUUGAAAGAGGACCCGCCAACCGCUUUACAAGGAUUUUGUCCCUUUGUCCCACCCGACCGUCUGAUUGAGAAAUGCAAAGAGGUCUACUUCGCUACGGAAGAGUACUCGGACGCCACUUUCAUUGUUGUCAAUGGAGGCCUGUUCUAUGUUUUCUCGGAGUAUAGCUACACGGUCAAAGACGAUGAAACCCGGGAUAACUACCGGAAAUACCUCAAACUCUGCCACGCCAACCUGGAAACGGCACUUGCCAACCUCAGUCUUCUCAUGCCUGCGAGGAUGGAGUCUGUCGAGGCACUGACAUUAGGAGCUGUUCAUGCCAUUGAAAUUUCAAAACCAUCCUUUGCUCUGACAUUGACAUCCACUGCGUCUCGCCUGUGUCAGACUCUAGGCUACCAUCGGGCGUCAUCCAUGGAGAACGACAGUCCCAAUGUCAAGGAACACAAGAACAGACUGUUCUGGUCAAUCUACUGUAUAGAUAAGGCGCUCUCCUUACGCUUAGGGCGCGCCUCCACCAUCCAGGACUACGACAUUUCCUUGUCGUGGGCCGCGAGCUCGCCAAAUGGCAAGGACCAGUUCGGUGACAUUUACAUACUGUGGAUCCAGCUAGCAAGGAUCCAGGGAAAGGUGUAUGAGAAACUAUACAGCCCUGCAGCCCUUUGUCGACCCGAGAGUGAGCGAGUGAGCUGUGCUCGCCAGCUAGCUUCAGACAUGCAAUGGAAGGUCAUGGAGCCGUUCAAGCACCUGUUCAAAACGAUCAGUAACAUGAACAUGGUGGAGGAGCUCUACAUUCGAUCCGACGAAGUGUGUCGCCUAUCCGUGUUGACUCUCAUAUACCGAGCCAUCCCACCUCCCCCCGACUCUCCCAGCACUUUUAUCGAUGAGUGCAUCGAGACGGCUCGGACCGCACUCGAGAGACAUCAGACUUGCACGGCGAUGUUCCGAGAGGUGGAUGAGUACUUGAUGCGUUCUUACUUGCACUGGACAAUCCUCUACUCCCCAUUCGUUCCCUUCAUCGUGCUCUUCUGCCACAUCAUUGAAGUCUCCUCCUACGCAGAUCUCGAACGCAUCGAAGAAUUCGUCGCCUCCCUCGAACCGAACUGUGCUUUAUCGGAGGCGAUCUCUAAAAUGCACCGCCUCUGUCAGGUCUUGAGUACCGUGGCGAGAUUAUAUCUGGAGGCCAAGUCCCAAGCGCAGACGCAGCAAGACCACUCUCUGGCCUCGGUGGGACAGGAGUUCGACUCGUAUUUUACCGCACUUGGGUUGGCACCGGCGCCGACCGACGACGGUGAAAUGCGCUGGACUGCUGGCGCUGCUGUCCCUGGCCCUUCCAACGCCGCAGCAGCAGCCACCGGUCCUUUGGCGGGCGAGAUGGCCACCGAGAUGAGAGGAAUCGAAAGUCAGACGCUGCCAAUGAACGUGCCGCAGACUACGCUGGGGAACUGGUUUUCCGGAAACCAGCAUAUGAUGGGGUUGCUAGAGGAAGACUGGUCCCUGUUCGAUUCACGGGCAUGGCCGCAGCCCGAGAUUUAAUUGCGAGUGAUUCCUACGGGCGCAGCUCUCACAGACUGCAACGCAGUGCCCUAAAAGCAAACCAUCGAUAAUCAUACCCUUACAUACAAAAUUGCAACCAACAAACCCAUCCGACUAAAUACACUUGCCCCCAUCCACGAUCAUCUCCGUCCCAUUCACAAAGCUCCCCUCGUCGCUCGCCAGGUACAGACACAUGUUGGCGACAUCGUCUGGAUCCGUCAGCCUGCCCAGCGGCACGUUCCCAAUAAACUUGUCCCUGUUCUCAGGGGUAUCCGGCAUGCCGGUGAACAUGGAAAAGAGGGCCGUUCCCGACAGAAGCGGCGAGACGGUGUUGACGCGAAUAUUAUGGGGACCAUAUUCGGCCGCCAGACCUUUCGUUG